Osmerus eperlanus (European smelt) is the source of this 4471-nucleotide messenger RNA. It is a transcript of the gene gpr160, whose product is annotated as G protein-coupled receptor 160. The coding region runs from base 192 to 1061 and encodes 289 amino acids. NCBI's taxonomy places the organism in Eukaryota, Metazoa, Chordata, Actinopteri, Osmeriformes, Osmeridae. Gene Ontology annotation, cellular component: signaling receptor complex; plasma membrane. The record is from RefSeq and is a predicted model, not a curated record. The transcript is spliced from 3 exons.
AACAAACACACAGUAUUUUGCAAUGCUCUUCUGUCACUUCCUCGUUUUCAAAACCUGAAGUGGCCGAAGUCUUUUCCCUUGUGCAUACAACCAGCCAGGAUUACCUGUGUGUUUAUUACAGUGUCUUCAGUGCAUUUACUCAAGUGUUCUUUCAAGCCACAGUGUAAAAUCUGAGAAACCCAGGCAUCGUCAUGGAAAUCUCAGUACCAUCCAUACUGCUGGGCUUGGGAGGGAAGAGUCUCCUUAACUGGACCUUGGUUCUGCUCCAGAAGAAACACAUGUUCUGGAGCUUUCUAGGAGUGUUCUCCUGUUCCCUGGCGUUGGUGGACUCUCUCCUGACCCUCAGUCUCUCUGUCCUCCACCUCCAAGGAGACCUUUGUGUCCUGGGUGUGCGGCUUACUAGACAUCACGUGUGCCUGUUGGUUCAAAUCUUUUCUUACACCUACGAUGCCCUGAACUGGCCAGUUCUGACAGCGUCUGCGUUGGACCACUUCUGGAUCCUUCUCCCUGGUCCGACAUCUGCGUCAAGGGGACUGAAGCUUUGUUACAUCACGGCCACCUGCCUUUUGUGGACUCUGGUCCUUCUCUAUGUUUUCUUGGUAUCGGGGUUCCGUCCUGUGUUUGGGAACGAGCCCCACCACCUGUUGCACCAGUGCUGGGUGCUAUCCAGCACUCAGAUGCCACAGGUUGCCAUGGUGCUCUUCCUGACUAUUGUGUGUGCGGUACUGCACAUGCUAACAGGGCUUCCCCUGUCAAAGAACCGGGCUUCAAAAGAAACCAAGACCGAUGCAAAGUCCAAAAAUGCUACAAUUGGCCAGUGUUUGUGGAUAUUUCUGAGUACCUGGGUUUGUUUCAUAUUGCUCCUGACUGUUAUCUUGAUGCUGCCUGACGGGAUACCUGCCUACCUGGGAUUGAACGUCGCCUGGCUGUGUUUCACCCGCAGUUUUAUUAUAGGUGUGUUUGUUUGGUGGUCAGCCCCACAGUUAGAGGAGUGUUCAGCCUUCAGUGACUAUUUCUGCGACUGGAGGUUAAGUUUCCUGACCGAUCAGGAAAACCCAUGAAGCCAUAAUGCAACACUCACAAACUCUUAAAAAGACCUGGGGCCUGUACUACGAAUCAAGGUUUGGCGUUAACGAGUUAACUUCAGGUUCAACCCAGGGUUUUCUGUAUUACGACGGUGGAUCACUUGUUACCGGGGUAGAUCGCCAUGCAGGUUAAGUUGUAGAUCAGAGAUCAACCGGUAUAAAAGCCCCGCCCACUAACUCAUUCUUGAUGAUAAUGACGUCACCGUUCAUAGAAGAUCCUGCGGAGCUUGGUGCGCGGAUAGUGAGAGGUGCGCUCAGAAGAGCCAGAACAUUUAGAGACCGACAAAUCCCUUUGGCAUUCCCUGAUGAGUAUCUUUAUGAAAGAUAUAGAUUCUCAGCUGAGGGAAUUACGUAUCUUUGCCAGCUUCUUGAGCUGUAUGUUGCCAAUGCUACACAUCGAAGCCGUGCGCUCAGUCCCACAGACUAUGCAUAGCGUUGCGUUAUUUCGCUACGCUACGGGUACUUUUAUGUAGUGUCAUGUUGAUAUGUUAUUCCUAUUCACUGGAGUGUCUCCCCUUAACCCCUUCCGUUGUCCUUGGUUUGCUUUGACCCAUUUUCUAAUUAUUUCCAUAUCCGAAAUUUGGGUUUCCUUCAACGAAAACAUUUCAAACCAAAAAGAACAAUGUGUAUGGUACCGUACAAUGCUCUUCACAAGUGAAAUAAAUGAUAAUUUCACUACUUUCAUUGAAUUUGGAUGUUUCAUUCACUUUUAUAGCAUUUUUCAAAAAGAAUAAAUAGGACAUUGAAAGAAAGAAAUGGUGAAAAACCCUGCAAAAGACUCAAAAUGCAUAACAAAAAAGCCACAAAAAGGUAUAAAAAGACCAAAACGUAGAAAAAAGUUUAACAAAUACAUCCUCGUGUUUUUUUAUUAAAAGGCUCUUAUACUCUAUAUCGAGCUCCAGGGUUCUUUUAUACAGGGCCCUCACAUUGUCUGCUCCAACCUGAAACAAAUAAAGAACAUUGUCUCUUUGCAAGGCACACUUGAAGGUGUCCCAUUUGACUACUGUGUUUCACGGUUAAUUGCUUAUACCUUGUGUCUUUGUCUUGGCCUUGAAGUGGAGGCCAUAGGCUCAGGGGGAGGAAGAAGAUCCUCUUCCUGCUGAGUUUAACACCAAAGCAAUUUAAUCAAUUGAGUCAUAUUUGAAAUGAGCACUUUAAGGACUUGUGGCUCAUUUUCAGACAACCACCAUUAGCUAGUCAUUACAGACACACGUUCACACACUCUCAUCAUCUGUGGUUCAAGUGGUAAAUAAAACUCAAAAGUGUACCCCCAAAAUGCUCUCUGAGCAGGCAGACACGUCUGUACAGUUUCCUGAUAAUCUAGGACCUCCACUUGACAAAGUAAAUGGCAUAUUUGAUCAAUAUUCAGCAACCACAUAUGGCAUACAUACUGGCGUAUGACUAUUAGUUUCACGACAGUGGGUGGUGGCAGCAAAACCACUGUAUUUCCUGUCAAUGCAGAGAACAGUAAUACAUUUCACUCCUAUAGGCCUAUUCAUAAAUAAUUUUUGAAUGAACAUGGUCACAUAGAUUACUUGAAACAUACAUAUGGCUGGGUUUCCGAGCUGCUGCCACCAGGGUCUGAAGAAAUGACCUGUUUUUCUAAUUUUUCUUCCUGUUGGCUGCAAGCAAUUGCCUAAUUUUUCUUCCUGUUGGCUGCAAGCAAUUUCAUUGUUCUAUAGGCCCUUUGUAUACCAAUAUCCUACAAAAGGGACAGACUCAGGCAAUUCAGCCUUGUACUUGUUGGCCUUAAAAUAUGUGCAAGUAUUGCCUACUGCUACUUACCAUUUUGAAUUAUGUGUAUUUUUUAUUUGCUCCCACGAUCGUUUGCCACUGCAAGGGUUGCAACUUAAAUAAUACAGCAACAAAAGUUUAACGUUAUGGAACGCACAAGUGUAAUUAUGGUCACAUCUUGUGCCUGGGGCAGUGAUAUCAAUAAGUCAUGAAUCUUACGCAUUUACAGCGUCUGUUAUUUUCUGCCAGCUUGGCAGCAGCGACUUUGUUGAUUUGUGCCUGUAUUAUAUGUCUGUAUUCCUGAUAUGUUUGUAUUACAAUAUUUCACGCAGGAGAAGUAGACAAAGUUUGUAAGAUUAUUGUCUGCUCCUGCGUGAAAUAUGCGGCUCUUGUUUUUCUCAUGUUUGCGAUUGGACAUACGGUGCAAACACCGCCCCUUUAUGUGAACGCGCAUGUCUCUAGAUUGGAAAGAUCCGGGAUUGAGUUAGAGUUGAUAACCGCUGUCGUGAUACCGUUUAUCGUGAUUGCGAUUGUUAGGCUUCGUGUAGCCGGGUAACAAAGUAAUCCAGAGCAUGUUGAUCUUGAUUCGUAUUACAGGCUCCUGGACAUGGUGUUUGUGUUGACACAGGCUUCCACAAAAAAAAAAAAAAUGCCCUCGCAGAAUGGUGACGCUGUUAUGGUGACACUAACUUAAAAGUGAAUGACUCCUGAAAAGGACUCCUGAGAGUGAAUGACUCCUCAGAGUGAAUAACUCCUGAAAAUGAUUCCUGAGGGUGAAUGACUCCUGAGAGUGAAUGACUCACCCUCCUAAACUUGUAAUAAAAGAAACAGAAAACACCAGUUUGACACUACAGAACUUUACUUGAAUUUGAUCCAAGUUCAUUGUCUAUACAGGGUAUAUACAAUAUCUGAAAUCAGGGGGAGGGGUGGAAAAUAACUGACAAAACAAAACACUAGAUACAACUGAGGUAUUAGCUAAAAGCAUUUACAGGUAUGUUGUUUACUAGUAAAUAUCAAUUAUGAUGAACGGUUAGAGAUGCAGUGUCUUCUGCUUAAAAAACAUAUUUUAUAUCACAACAUGAGGUAGGAGAACAGUGUCUCGUUUCAUGCAAGAACAAACUUCUCAUUACACUGUAUUAUUGGCAACAUAGUAUGCAAUGGUCAUUCACAGACACUGUUUCUUGUUUCAGAAUAGCAUUGAGAAAAAUAAAGUUUGAAUCAUUAAACAAAGCCAUAAAUAUUGUAUCUUUCUAAUAUAAUGUGUAAGGUGUACAAAUUGAUUAACAUGGUGUGCCUAUCUCGAGUAACAAGUCAAACCUUAUGUUAGAAAUCAUAUCACAGUUGUAGCCUACACCCUAGUCCUCUACACUGUUAUAUCAUAAUGCUGCUUGUCAACCUAAACGCAACAAAGCAUAAAUGGAUCCCUUCAACAGUUAGGAAUCCUGCUUGUUUUUGAUGAGCCCUAAAUACGUUUGAUUAUUAUUCUUAUUUUUUUUUUUUAUAUCAAGGGCACAACUCUUGGGUAUGCUACUUCUGUAUGCGAAUGCUAGGAACUGUACACUUCAAGGUAGGCCAGAACAAGUCCUUAAAAGUGAGUUGGGCAAACUGCACACCAAUAAAAAAAAUCUGUACAAAGCAUAUCUAACUUGUCA